CUCUCCCUACCCCUCUCUCUUCUUCCUCCAUCCAGGCCGUGCCAGCACCGUCCCCUGUACACGUCCCCCUCACCCAUCACCACCGCCCACCACCAUGGCCUUCAAGAGGAAGUUCGAUGCUGAGUUUGACGACGCUGCCCCCACCAACGCUAAGCAGCUCAAGCUCGUCCCCUUCCCCCAGUCCUCCGACCUCGACUCGGAUGUAGCUAUGUCCGACGCCUCCAUGUCCGACCUCGAGCCCCUCUCCAUCCCGACUCACGUCUACCCCUUCCACGCCCGCCUUCCCUCCAACGCAAGCUACGCCUCUUCGAGUGCGUCCGACUCGCCCCGGAACUCUCUGUUCGACCUCUACCCCAACGAGCCCGACAGCUACAUGGCCGUCUCCUCUCACGGCUUCCCCGACCCCUCACCCACCUCCGAGAAGCCCAUUGGUCUCAUCCAACCGAAGGGCAAUGGCUUCACCCAUCAUGGCCAAACUUGUAACCAGAUUCCGAAGCUCCGCAUGGCCUGUUCUGCCGGCCCCAACGGCCGUCGGUCAAUGUGGGCUCUUUGCGAAGAAUGCGGCGCGAUCGAGAUCGUCGACAGCGAUUAAAGAAGCCUCGGUCCAGCGGUCCUUUCGACGGGCCUUCGACAUUCGGUAACUCCGGCAGGUCGCUGCCAAUUCUCGGCGACAAUGAUUACCACCAUUGAGUGGUAUUCAUAGUGAGGUUGCUCUACUCUGCGUUACCCCCAUCCCUAUCCGUCCUGGCUCCUCUACUUUUUAACUCUGGCGGCACUCUUCGGCCCACGUCUCGCAUCUUCACCCUGCUCUUCCGCCUUUCAGCAAAACGACAACAUCGACCAGUCGCCACCACGCCUUCCCCUCACAUCAUCCUCGACACCCGACCUCUCCCUGACAGUCUUGACUGGUGGUUGUUGUCUGCUCGUCUUCGGUCUGUUUUAUUACCUUCGCAUUCGCAUAUUCCCGUUGCAUUUGUCUCGCUGUUGUCCUGAUGUAUUUAUGCCUGUUGUCAUCACUCGACGGACUCGCGCUACUACCACCCCAAACCCCCCAUCAUCGUCAUACUCAUCGCCCAGUACCGUACUAGAUUUG
This is a messenger RNA of Trametes versicolor FP-101664 SS1, 1093 nucleotides long. RefSeq lists its product as uncharacterized. Bases 95 to 592 code for a protein of 165 amino acids. The record is from RefSeq and is a predicted model, not a curated record. The transcript has 4 exons. Lineage: Eukaryota; Fungi; Basidiomycota; Agaricomycetes; Polyporales; Polyporaceae.